UUUUAAUUGAUGCCCUCUAGAGUUAAGAUUGCUACAAAAGUUAUUUUCGGUUAUGCGUACAUAUGCUUUGAUUCAUAUUUUAAUAUAUGGUUUUUUAAAUAAGUAGAGAGAUAUUUACGAGAUUAGAGCCGGUGAAACUGCAGUACGCGGGUGUGGUAUAAAUUUAUGGUAUUUUAAUUGUCAGUUCUGCAGAUAAUGUACAUGUAAAUUUAUUUUAAAGGCACACUUUUGGAAAUAUUGUUUUGUUUGGCCAUCUAGCGCGACUAGGCCCUUGCAUAAGUCUUGUAUUUUGAGCUAAAUAUUGUUAAUUUUUGUAAAAAUGACACGGUCUGAUUUUAAAAAGGAGCCUCGUGGUAAGAAGGAGGAAUUAAAAUACCCCUGUUCUCCACGAAGCCAGAAAUGGAUCAACAAUUUGCUUCCAGUUUUGGAGAGUUAUAACUAUAACUACCUAGACAUAGUGAAGCUGGUCAAAAACUGUGAUUACAACGCAGAUAAGAUUCAAGUCGAGGUUGAAAGGAUAGUACAGAUGAAUUUAGGACAUGAACAAGGGGAAUGGGAAGUUGUGAAGCCUAAUACUAAGGGUGAAAAAAGCACAACUAAAACACAGUCGAAUUCUCAUAGGCCCUUGCCGAACAGCUCUAAAUUUAAAGGGAAACCGUAUGUAAAAGAUGAAGUUUUGAAGAAGAACAGUAAGGUCUCACCCAAAGUUCGGCUUGACUCGAAGCCAGAAAAGUCUGAAACUGAGGAGGAUAAGAAAGAACUCCUGACUUCCUGGGCUUCGUUGUUGAAGCGAGAGCCAAUGGCUACAGGCGCUAACGCAACACCUACUCUUUCACAGAAUAAAUCCCAGCCAACUUCAGCACGUGAGUCUACAAAUUCAGCUGCGAGCUCACUUAACUAUACCUCAGUUGAAUCUCUUAAUAAUUUGAACCCACCCAUGAGUGGUAUGCCCUCUGAUUUAAAUACUUCAAUUGGUGGAUCGCUUAGGGAACAGAGAAUGGAGGACAAAUCGAGGCUUAACGACCGUAUGGGAAGAAUGAGGCCUCCAGUAGUCAUGCCCAAGGAGUUCAACUUCUCUGAAAGUAAACUCACUUUCGGAUGCUUGGAAGAUGAACUAUGGUCAAAGCCAUGGCCAGAUUGGCAACAUCGCGAUUUUCAGAAGCCAAGGCCAACCAGUAGCAGACUACAAUCAGAAGUUUUCCCAAACUACUAUGAAAGGAAAUCAAUGGUAUAUUAUGACGAUCCAGGCACUAAGAAAUAUGACAGAUUUCCAGUCCCGUCAACUCAAACUUCUUCAACUUCAACACACCAGCAACCUUCCUCAUCAGCUAACGGUGGUUCAAUGAGUUCUGGGAACUUGCCCAAUUUGACAAAGGAUAACAUGGGAUUCGGCGGCGGGGUUUACUUCAAUUACCCCUACUCCAAUGAGCGCCUCCAAAAUCCACCGGGACUUGUCAGUUACUACACUCCACAGCCUUUUUAUGGAUUCGGUAGCUCCAACACCAGUAAUAAUGUCAGCUCUAUGUGGCAAAAUUAAUGUUAUCGUUGUUCCUG
This is a messenger RNA of Theileria parva strain Muguga, 1554 nucleotides long. RefSeq lists its product as uncharacterized. NCBI's taxonomy places the organism in Eukaryota, Apicomplexa, Aconoidasida, Piroplasmida, Theileriidae. The record is from RefSeq and is a predicted model, not a curated record. The transcript has a single exon. Bases 320 to 1537 code for a protein of 405 amino acids.